This is a messenger RNA of Sorex araneus (European shrew), 1378 nucleotides long. RefSeq names its product sperm associated antigen 4 (gene SPAG4). NCBI's taxonomy places the organism in Eukaryota, Metazoa, Chordata, Mammalia, Eulipotyphla, Soricidae. Gene Ontology annotation, molecular function: protein-membrane adaptor activity. Gene Ontology annotation, cellular component: meiotic nuclear membrane microtubule tethering complex; nuclear envelope. The record is from RefSeq and is a predicted model, not a curated record. Gene Ontology annotation, biological process: nuclear envelope organization.
GCGGCGGCGGCUCUGGUGUCCGUAAGGGUGCGACCCAGGGUCAGGAUGCGGCGGAGCCCCCACCCGGGCUCGGCCACGUCCCCGCACAAACACACGCCCAACUUCUACAGCGACGACAGCCACAGCUCCAUGAGCGCCACCUCCGGGGAGAGCAGCGGGCCCCGGUCCACUGGACCAGGUCCUGUGGAGCCCGACGGCAGAAAAGCCCGGGGCUCGAGCUGCGGGGAGCCCGCCCUGAGCUCAGGAGUGCCCGGAGGAACCACAUGGGAUGGAAGCUCUCCACAGAAGCUGGCGCCUCAGAGCCACAGUGGGACCGCCGGGGGCGCGGCAACCGUGAGGGGCGGGGCCUCGGAACCCACUGGGUCUUCUAUAGUCUCUCAGGAACACUUCGACCUUCUCUCGACAAUGCCUGAGAUGCAGGAGAUGACUCCCCCACGACUAUCCAAGAGUUUGCUGAGCUCACUCCUCCAGGUGCUGAGUGUGUUGUUUUUCCUAGGAGACAUGCUGGUCAGUGUAUACAGGGAAGUCAGUUCGUUCCGAUUCCUGGUCACAGUUUUGUCUCUGCUGGGCGUCUUUCUGGCAGUAUUCUGGUGCGGGCUCCUGUACCUGAUCCCUCCCCUGGACAACGAACCUAAGGAAAUACUGACUCUAAGCCAGUACCACGAACGCGUGCGGUCCCAAGGACAACAGCUGGAGCAGCUCCAGGCCGAGCUGGAUAAACUUCACAAGGAGGUGUCCAGUGUUCGUGCAGCCAACAGCGAGAGAGUGGCUGAGCUGGUGUUCCAGAGGCUGCACGAAGAUUUUGUGAGGAAACCUGACUAUGCGCUGAGCUCUGUGGGAGCCUCCAUUGACCUAGAGAAGACAUCCCAAGACUAUGUGGACACAGACACUGGUUACUUCUGGAAUCACUUCAACCUUUGGAACUAUGCACGGCCACCGACGGUUAUCUUAGAACCGGAUGUCUUCCCUGGGAAUUGCUGGGCUUUUGAGGGUGACCAGGGUCAGGUGGUGAUCCGGCUGCCAGGCCGUGUGCAGCUGAGUGACAUCACGCUGCAGCAUCCACCACACAGCGUGGCACACACCGGUGGAGCCGACAGCGCCCCCCGAAAUUUUACAGUCUAUGGCAUUGAAGCAGAUGAUGAGACUGAGGUGUUUUUGGGGAAUUUCACCUUUGAAGUGGAAAAAUCAGAGAUUCAGACUUUCCACCUACAGAAUGACCCCCCAGCUGCCUUUCCUAAGGUGAAGAUCCAGAUUCUAAGCAACUGGGGCCACCCCCGUUUCACAUGCUUAUAUCGAGUCCGAGCCCAUGGCCUGAAGACCACAGAGGAGACAGGGGAUAGUGCUCCUGGGGAGCUUCAUUAAACAUGCUACUACUGGA